This is a messenger RNA of Kalmanozyma brasiliensis GHG001, 3897 nucleotides long. Its product is annotated as Cation-transporting P-type ATPase, N-terminal. Gene Ontology annotation, cellular component: intracellular membrane-bounded organelle; membrane. Gene Ontology annotation, molecular function: ATP binding; P-type calcium transporter activity; ATP hydrolysis activity. NCBI's taxonomy places the organism in Eukaryota, Fungi, Basidiomycota, Ustilaginomycetes, Ustilaginales. The record is from RefSeq and is a predicted model, not a curated record. The transcript has a single exon. Gene Ontology annotation, biological process: calcium ion transmembrane transport; intracellular calcium ion homeostasis. The coding region runs from base 1 to 3897 and encodes 1298 amino acids.
AUGUCGGCCAGCAUCGAAAAGACCGACUCGCCCGUCGCUUCCUCGGAGCCCGUUCAGACCGAGAAGCCUGGCUUCCUCGGCGGCAUCAAGCAGUCCUUCAAGGGCGUCACCCGUUCCGGUCGUCGUGAGGCGCAGGCCAAGGCGCUCGCCGCUGAAAUCGAGCGCCAGCGCAAUGUCGACCCUCGCCCCUUCCCCCUCAGGCCCAUUGAGCUCGCUGAUCUCCUCGACCCCAAGAGCGUAGAGAAGCUUCGCGACAUGGGCGGUGUCAAGGGCGUUCUCGCCUCGCUCGGCACCGACGAGCACCGCGGCCUCGACCUUGGCGGAACCAAGACCAUCGAGGCCGGCGGUGCAGCCACUCAAGACAUCGAGAGCGCUCCCACCACCACCGGCAAGAGCCGCGACCCCAACUUUGUCGAUGCCUCCGAGGAGGACCGUGUCCGCGUCUACGGAAACAAUGUCCUCCCCGAACGCAAGUCCAACAGUCUUCUUCUCCUCAUGUGGCUCGCUCUCCAGGACAAGAUUCUCAUCUUGCUCUGCGUUGCUGCCGUCGUCUCGCUUGCUCUCGGUAUCUACACCAGCACACUGCCUCCCGAGGAGGUCGCCUGUGUCGUCAACGGUAUCGAGACCACCUGUGAAUCCAUCCACAUCGACUGGGUCGAAGGUCUCGCUAUUCUCAUCGCUAUCAUCAUCGUCGAUCUCGUCGGUUCCGUCAACGACUACCAAAAGGAGCGCCAGUUCAAGAAACUCAACGCCAAGAAGGAGCAGCGCGACGUCAAGGUCCUCCGUCAGGGAAAGCCCGCUCUCAUGUCUGUCUACGAUGUUGUCGUUGGUGACAUUCUCCAGCUCGAGCCUGGUGAGAUUGUCCCCUGUGACGGUAUUUUCCUCCGUGGCCACAAUGUCAAGUGUGACGAGUCUGGUGCUACCGGAGAGUCCGACAUGAUCCGCAAGGUCACUUACGACGAGUGCAUCACCGAUCUCGAAGAGGCCCGCCGCAAGAACGAGAAGCCCAAGAACCGCGACUGCUUCCUCAUCUCUGGUUCCAAGGUCCUCGAGGGUGUCGGCGAGUACGUCGUCAUCGCUGUCGGUCCCACCAGUUUCAACGGCAAACUCAUGCUUUCGCUCCGCAGCGACGCUGAGGACACCCCGCUUCAGUCCAAGCUCAACCGCCUCGCCGAUCUCAUCGCUUGGCUCGGUUCCACCGCCGGUAUCGUUCUCUUCACUGCCCUCAUGAUCCGAUUCUUCGUCCACCUCGCUCAGGAGCCGAACCGCUCCUCCAACGACAAGGCCCAGGAUUUUAUCAACAUUCUCAUUAUCGCCGUCACCGUGGUGGUCGUUGCCGUGCCCGAAGGUCUUCCUCUCGCCGUCACCCUCGCUCUUGCCUUUGCUACCAAGCGCAUGACCAAGAUGAACUUGCUUGUUCGUCUGCUCGGCGCCUGUGAGACCAUGGCCAACGCCAGCGUCGUCUGCACUGACAAGACCGGUACUCUUACUCAGAACGAGAUGAGCGUCGUCGCUGGUAGCAUCGGUAUCAACUUCAAGUUUGCCGAUCGCCUCGAGGCCAACCGCAAGCGUGUCGAGACCGAGCACGACGCCGGUUCCUCCACCCAGACUCGUAUCGUAGAGCAGAACGACCUCAACUCCAACAUCAGCGCUCCCCUCCAAAGGCUCUUCAACGACAGCAUUGCCAUCAACUCGACCGCCUUCGAGGAGGCCAAGUCGGAGGACGAUGACGAGGCUGCCGUCGCCAACCCUGUUGCCAAGGUCAAGAAGUUCGGUCUCUCCGGUCUCUUCAAGUCCAAGAAGGCUGCUGCCACCGAGGAAAAGAAGAAGGAGAACGGCUUUGUUGGUUCCAAGACCGAGACUGCUCUACUCAAGAUGGCCAAGGAUCUCAACUGGGAGGACUACCGCGCCUCGCGAGAGCGUGCCGAGGUCGUCCAGAUGAUCCCUUUCAGCUCCGAACGCAAGGCCAUGGGUGUCGUUGUCAAGCGUCCCGAGGGCGGUUUCCGUAUCUACCUCAAGGGUGCCUCCGAAGUGCUCACCCGUCUCUGCACUCGUCACGUCGAAGUCACUGAAACCACCUCAGACAGCAUCCAGAUCGAGGAGCUCAACGCUGCCAAGCUCGAGAAGGUAAACUCUACCAUCACCGGAUUCGCCAACCAGACGCUCAGGACCCUCGCUCUUGUCUACCGUGACCUCGAGUCGUUCCCUCCCCAGGAUGCUAAGAUCGACGAGUCUGGAGACGUAGAGUACGCUUCGCUCGCUCAGGAUCUCACUCUGGUUGCUAUCGCUGCUAUCGAGGACCCUCUCCGACCUGGUGUCACUGAGGCCGUCGCCGCGUGCGCCCGCGCCGGUGUCCAGGUCAAGAUGUGCACUGGUGACAACGUGCUCACUGCCAAGUCGAUCGCCACUCAGUGUGGCAUCUACACUCCUGGCGGCAUCGUCAUGGAGGGCCCCGUCUUCCGCAAGCUCAGCCGCACUGACAUGAUGGAGGUCGUCCCCAGGCUCCAGGUGCUCGCCCGUUCCUCGCCCGAAGACAAGAAAAUUCUCGUCGAGACCCUCAAGAGUCUCGGUGAGGUCGUCGGUGUCACUGGUGACGGUACCAACGACGGUCCUGCGCUCAAGACCGCCAACGUCGGUUUCUCGAUGGGUAUCGCUGGUACUGAGGUCGCCAAGGAAGCUUCGGACAUCAUUCUCAUGGAUGACAACUUUGCUUCCAUCGUCAGCGCCAUCAUGUGGGGUCGCUGUGUCAACGACGCUGUGCGCAAGUUCCUGCAGUUCCAGCUUUCGGUCAACAUCUCCGCCGUCAUCGUCACUUUCGUUACCGCCGUCGCCUCCGAGGAGGGUACUUCCGCCCUCAAGGCUGUUCAGCUGCUCUGGAUCAACCUCAUCAUGGACACGCUUGCUGCUCUUGCCCUCGCCACCGACCCUGCUACCCCUGAUCUGCUCGACCGCAAACCGGACCGUCGCACCGCUGCUUUGAUCUCGACCGACAUGUGGAAGAUGAUCAUCGGCCAGUCGAUCUACCAGACGGCUGUCAUCCUGGUGCUCAACUUUGCCGGCAAAUCGAUCCUCAACAUGCAGACUGGCACUCCCUUCCAGCAGCAGCGCAGCGACACGGAGCUCUCGGCCAUCGUGUUCAACACGUUUGUGUGGUGCCAGCUGUUCAACCAGGUCAACUCUCGUUCGCUCACCAGGAAGCUCAACAUCUUCAGCAAUCUGCACAAGAACCCUUGGUUCCUCGGCAUCUUGGCCAUCGAGAUUGGCUUCCAGGUUCUGAUCAUGUUCAUCGGUGGUGCUGCCUUCUCGGUCAUCCGUCUCACUGGACGCGACUGGGGAGUAUCGAUCGUUGUCGGUUUCGUCUCGUGGCCGCUGGCCGUUCUCAUCCGUCUGCUGCCCACACAGCCGUUCGAGAACUUCCUGAUCAAGUACAAGCUGAUGCAGGACCCCAACGCGCUCCCUCCUCCCGUCUCCGAGACCGGUUCCGAGGACGGCAAGAACGUCCGCGCCCGCACCUUCUCCGAGUGGCUCCCUGCCGUCGGCCAGGUGGGCGAGCAGCUCAACUCGUUCCGCAGCAUCCGCGGUGGUCGUAUCGCGGCCACCCCUCGUAUCUACGAGUCGCGUGAGCGCCAGCUCAAGUCGGCCAACUUCCACCACCAGAGCGUGCUCGCCAUGGUCCCUGGUUUCGUCGUUGCCAGCAUCGGCGGCAACUGGCGCUCCGAGGGCAAGGAGGGCAAGGAGGACAGCAGCGCCAAGCCGUCCGCUCAGCAGCAGGCGCCCCAGGCAGCCUACGAGCCCCCCGUCGACAUGACCACGCUCUACAAGGAGGGCAAGGUCACCUUCCACCCCGAGACCAAGAACGACGACGCCCUCAUGCGCCGCUUCCAGGGUAGCGCCUAA